AUGGGAGAUGCCCUCCCUAUCAUCCAAGUGGAGGCAGUUGGGCAGUUUCUAAAAUGGCCGUUGCUGAAACGUGUUAAACGGGAGCAGGACGAGGGGCUGCUACAGCAGAGCUGGCAAGCCCAGUGGAAAGACUUCCUCAGAGUGGUUCAGCCCCACAACUCCAGCAUAGAGAGCCCACAGCCGCCGUGGGGGGACACCAAAUUAUCUUUUAUCCACACCGAGGGACCCACAACUGCUGGCCCGCAGGCUGGAUGUGAUGAGCGCAUACUUCGUGGGCUGGUUGAGGAUAUGCGUGGCUCGCCGGAUCCCAGAGACAGAGAAGAUUAUGGGGAAGUGGAGGGAGAUGGCCAACAUGCCCUCGGCGCAGACGGAGAACGCCGGCUGUUCCGGCAGUUCUCCUACAGGGAGGCGGAGGGGCCCAGGGAAGCAUACAGACAGCUCCACAAACCUUGCCAUCAGUGGCUCAAGCCAGAGAAGCAGACAAAGGAGCAGAUCUUGGAGCUGUUGAUCCUGGAGCAGUUUCUGGCUGUCCUGCCCCAGGAAAUGCAGAAGUGGGUGGGUCGCCCUGAGACCUGCAGCCGGGCGGUGGCUCUUGCAGAGGAUUUUCUGCUGAGGCGAGGAGAGGCCAAGACACAGGAAGAGCAGGUGAGGAGAGUUUUUCAGGCUGUCCUGUGAAAGGCAGGGCAAAGAAUAUCUGACUUUUAGAAGACAUCUGAGCUUUUAAUGGUUGACAUUUUACUGUUUUUAUAUACACUGGCAUCUUGGUACUCAAACGGCUUCGCCCCCAAACAAAUCGGCUCCUGAAUGCUGCAAACCUGGAAGUAAGUGUUCCAGUUUGCGAACGUUUUUUGGAAGCUGAACGUCCGAUGUGUCUUCCGCGGCUUCCGCUUGAGUGCAGGAAGCUCCUGCAGCCAAUCGGAAGCCAUGUCUUGGUUUUCAAACUGUUUCGGUAGUCAAAUGGAUUCCCGGAACAGAUUAAGUUCAAGAACCAAGGUACUACUCUAUGUUGGAAGCUACGCAGAAUGGCUGGGGAAACCCAGUCAGAUGGGUGGGGUACAAUAUUAUUAUUAUUAUUAUUAUUAUUAAGCUAGUAUAGGUGUAGAAAACUGACUUUUGUGUGGAUGUAAAGUAGGAUUCUGUACAAAAUGAAAAAGGUCACAUCUGCUUCCCCAGCUGCUUUUGUCUCUGGCCCUGUCCAUCCUAAGCAUUUGGCCCCCAGAGAGUUGACCAUGUGGGAAUGUGCCCACUUCAAGACUGGAAAAGGUUUCCUCCUGCCCCUCCAUUAGGAGAAACUGCCUCACCGUAGGAGCUUUCAUUGCAGUUUGCAAUUUGGGAAUUGGCUGUCCUCUGGUGACGAAGAAGAAGGGGGGAAAGUGUUCACUGUUCUUUCAGGAGCUGGGCCUAAUCCAGGAGGUGGCGGUGAGCUUUGCAGAGGCCGAGCGAACUGUGUCCGAAACUGCUCCGAGGCAUCUCAUCGGAGAGGCUGGGAAGGGGAAGGAGGCCAGUUCGCCAGGUAAGGAUUCCCUGAGCUUGAGGUUUGUGGAGGUACAUCUGCCCCUCCCUUAAUAAUAUUCAGAAGGAAUUUGAAAACAAUUCUGUCUAUGGAGGCAGCUGAGGGCUGAGGGAUUUUUCCAGGCAACCCAGUGAUUAUUAUUUUACUAUUAUUCAUUUUGCUUCUAUACUGCUUUAUAUUUUUAAGAGGAAAAAAUCUCAAAGCUGUUUGCAAGUUGCAUUAAAACUUAAAGCAACCCAGAAGAAAAACAUUACAGAAGGAAGUCAAAUAUACAUUCAAAGCUAGCUAAUUAACAGGAAACUAAAAUGUUAUCUUAAAGAUUUCAAAAUGAAACGUUACAAAGGGUGUAGGUCAGCUACAGAAUGCACAUUUAACAUAGCAAAGUUAGCAAAAAUAAAUAAAUCUUAAGCAUUCCAAAAGAAAACAUUAUUAAGGGAAGUCAAAUAUAAGAUGCACAUUUCAUACAGCAUAAUUAGCAAGAGGGGGGGAAAUAUUAAUUGUAAACACAGAAGGUAACCUGCCACCUUUGUUGGCGAUCCUGUCAAUGGUGGUUCACGGCAGGAGAUGGUUUGGGAAACUCAGGGCUCCAUGACCUGGGUUUGCACCAAGAGCAGCCAAGAUGGUCUCUGGCCUCUUCUGCAGCCUCUGCUUUUGUAGCUGGAGUCAGUCAGGCCCUGCCCUCCCAAGUAGGUGGGAAAAGGCCAGCAAGGCAGGGAGCAGGACCUCCAGGACUCACAGCCGAUAUAACUGUUUUUUGGACUGCUGCUAGACUGUUUCUAAAUGCUUUUACAAAUGUUUUUGCAAAAUGUUUUAUUAUUGAAAUGUUUGCCGCCCUGCACUCCCUUCAGGAGUAAAGAUGGGAUAUAAAUUGAAUUAUUAUUAGUAUUAUCAGGGAUGGGGGAGGCGCCGGUCGUCUAAACCACUGAGCCUCUUGGGCUUGCCGAUCAGAAGGUCAACAGUUUGAAUCCCCUCGACGGAGUGAGCUCCCAUUGCUUUGUCCCAGCUCCUGCCAACCUAGCAGUUUGAAAGCACGCCAGUGCAAGUAGAUAAAUAGGUACCGCUGCAGCGGGAAGGUAAAUGGCAUUUCCGUGCGCUCUGGAUUCCGUCACAGUGUCCCAUUGUGCCAGAAGCGGUUUAGUCAUGCUGGCCACAUGACCCAGAAAGCUGUCUGUGGUCAAAUGCCAACUCCCUUGGCCUGAAAGCAAUAUGAGCACCGCAACCCCAGAAGCAUAGCUGUCAACUUUUCCCUUUUCUUGCAAGGAAUCCUAUUUGGAAUAAGGGAAUUUCCCUUUAAAAAAGGGGGAAGUUGACAGCUAUGCCCAUAAGUCACCUUUGAUUGGACUUAACCAUUCGGAGGUCCUUUACCUUUUGCCUACCUAUUAUUGGUACAGUGGUACUUCGGGUUACAUGCGCUUCAGGUUACAUAUGCUUCAGUUUACACACUCCGCUAACCCAGAAAUAGUGCUUCAGGUUAAGAACUUUGCUUCAGGAUGAGAACAGAAAUUGUGCUCCGGCAGCGCGGCAGCAGCAGGAGGCCCCAUUAGCUAAAGUGGUGCUUCAGGUUAAGAACAGUUUCAGGUUAAGAACGGACCUCCAGAAUGAAUUAAGUACUUAACCCGAGGUACCACUGUACUAUUAAUAUUAGUAUUUCCAUUUCCCUGAAUAAAUAGGUCCAUUCAUUUGGUCUGUUCACUCUUUUGAGUCUCCUCUCCUGUUCUUAGCGCAGCUCUCUUGUUUUCUUUUUUUUCAGGUGGUGAUGUCUGGAUGA
Messenger RNA from Podarcis lilfordi (Lilford's wall lizard), 3281 nucleotides. The record is from the annotation of a GenBank genome assembly. NCBI's taxonomy places the organism in Eukaryota, Metazoa, Chordata, Lepidosauria, Squamata, Lacertidae.